AUGGCUAAGAUUAAGUCAAUCGAAUACUUCCGCGUCAAGCCCCGCUGGCUAUUUGUCAAAGUCAUCGACGACGAGGGGCGCUUCGGUUGGGGAGAGGCCACGUUAGAAGGUCAUUCUCUUGCAGUCGAAGGCGCACUCGAUGAAAUUAUCACCCGCAUUGUGGGAUACGAAGCGGACGACAUUCAGCAUAUUUGGCAGACAGUAUGGCGGCUCGGAUUCUACCGAGGCGGUCCGGUGUUCAUGUCAGCUCUAUCGGGAAUCGAUAUCGCCUUGUGGGAUUUAAAGGGCCGAAAAUUGGGGGUCCCAGUACACCAGCUUUUGGGCGGCAAAGUACGCCAGAAAGUGCAAGUCUAUGCCUGGAUCGGAGGCGACCGGCCAAGUGAUGUUGAGGCUGCUGCGAAGGAACGAAUCGCCCAAGGUCUCAAGUGCAUCAAGAUGAACGCUACCGAAGAUGUCAACUGGCUUGACUCGCCCGCGGUUUUACAGUCGUGCGUGGACCGAUUGAAGCAGGUGAAGGCUUUGGGCCUUGAUGUUGGGCUUGACUUUCAUGGUCGUCUGCACAGGCCCAUGGCUAAACAACUGGCUAGAGCACUGGAGCCAUAUCAACCUCUGUUCAUUGAAGAGCCUCUGCUGUGCGAGCAUCCAGAAGCGAUCAAGCAGCUUUCUGAGCAGACUACAAUUCCGAUCGCAUUUGGUGAACGUUUGUACACUCGAUGGGAUAUUAAGAGGUUCUUGGAGGAUUCCUCAGUGGAUAUUCUACAGCCCGACAUUUCUCAUGCAGGAGGAAUCUCCGAAGUCAUGCGUAUUGCAAACAUGGCCGAAACCUACGAUGUUGCUAUCGCACCUCAUUGUCCCUUGGGUCCGAUCGCCCUGGCCGCCUGUCUCCAGGUGGCCGUGUCAAUACCCAACUUUGUCAUUCAAGAGAUGUCAUUAGGCAUGCACUACAAUACAGAGGCUGGAGAUAUUGACCUGAAUAGCUAUCUGGUGGAUAAGACGGUGUUCGAUAUCGCGGAAGGAUAUGUGGCUGCCCCUUGCAAGCCCGGCCUAGGGAUUGAUAUUGAUGAGGAGCUGGUGCGAAAAAUCAGCCAGGAGACUGAGCCAUGGCAGCCCAAGGAAUUCUAUGGACCAGAUGGCUCGAUUCGGGAGUGGUAA
This is a messenger RNA of Penicillium paradoxum, 1152 nucleotides long. Its product is annotated as mandelate racemase/muconate lactonizing enzyme family protein. Gene Ontology annotation, biological process: amino acid catabolic process; D-galactonate catabolic process. The record is from RefSeq and is a predicted model, not a curated record. NCBI's taxonomy places the organism in Eukaryota, Fungi, Ascomycota, Eurotiomycetes, Eurotiales, Aspergillaceae. The transcript has 3 exons. Bases 1 to 1152 code for a protein of 383 amino acids. Gene Ontology annotation, molecular function: galactonate dehydratase activity.